AAAUGCUUUAAAAUGCUGUAAUUACGCAUUUCUAAUGAAAAAUAAAUGUGUAUUUAUGAAUAGUGCAGCUCUAAGUUGCUCUGCCUUGGGAAUGAGUCCGGGUUGGCUGGGCAGGAAUGUUGUCCUGGAGGAGCUGGGGAUGGAUCCAUAUUCAGCCUCUCAGGAAGGACCCAAUAUCAGACCAGAAUAUUUUAUUUUCAGAAUAUUUUAAUAUCAGAAUAUUUUAUUUUCUAAAUUCCCAAUCCCAGACCAUUUUAUUUCCUAAAUUCCCAAUCCCAGACCAUUUUAUUUCAUAAAUUCCAGUGCAAGAAAAAUGGGAUUGUUGAGUUUUUGAGUGUGCAAAAUGUAAUGAAUUUAUGAAAUAAUUUUAUUUAAUUGAGCAAUUCUGAGCUCUCUCCCUUUCAGUUCCUCCUGCCUGCUUUGUCCAGCAAUUCCCCAGAGUGGCAUCCAUCCAUCUGAACCCAACAUCCAAGAUCCAGGUGAAAUCCCCUUUCCUCUGAAAGUUCUGGGAAAUUUAAUAUGGAUUUUGACAAAGCACCAUUGUCCUAUUUGCUAAUCCUGAGUGCAAAGGAAACCUGUUUGCUGUCACCUGGUCAUUUUAAUGAGGCAUGUUUUGGAAAAUGAGGUUUGGAAAACAGAUUUUGGAAAAUAAGAGAGGGAGGUGUUGCUUUGUAUUCGAUUUUCAGCUGAUUUCCCACAGGGUUAUUCCCAAUAUAUGGCUCAUAAUGCAUUUAAUGAAUUGAUAAAUGAGGUAUGGCCACAAAUCCCACGUGCUGGAAUCCAGGAUAAUUUGAAUUUUUAUUUUUUUCUUGCCAAAGGAAGGGUUAAGCACCCCCAGCCUCUGGGAAUGUUGUCCCUGCUGAAGUUCAGGAGGAGGUUGAGCUCAGGAGGCUUCAGCACUGAGCCAGGGAUUCUGGUGAGUAUUCCCUGUCCCUGCUUCCUCGCUGGGGGUUGGAUCUCCUUGUCCAGCAGGAAGGGUCUCCAGGAAUGUUGGAUUGAUCUCCUUGUCCAGCAGGAAAGGUCUCCAGGAAUGCUGGAUGUGUUUUCCAGGCUGUUCCACCACGAAUAAAUCAUUGCCCAAAGGAGUAAUUCAGGGAUGGAUUCCCUCCUGGGAAUGUCUCUGAGGUUCUGAGCAGGGUGAAGGCACUUUCACCUCGAGGUUGUCCCAAAGCCAUGCACAAACCAGGAAGAAAUCCUGGAAGUUUUGGAAGAUAAAGAAGCAGAAGCCCCUGAGGGUCUGCCUGGCUCUGAGUUUGGGAGGGUUGGUGUUGGUUCGCCACAGAUGUGGUUCCAUCCUUGAAGGCAAUUUUCAGUAAAUCCCCUAGAAACACUCAGUUUACAUCCCCUCUUACUCCCAGUCUCCUCUUUUCUACCAACGACACAAUUUUCCCCUCAUCAAACCUUCCAACAGCCUCACUGCCACGGUUUUUACCUCCUCACACUGUUUCUGUCCAAGAGAGAUGGAGACCAGACAUUUCUUGUGGGCUUAGACUUGGAUCAGCUGCUUCUUUUACUGGAAUUCAUCUCAUGCCCUGCAGAAUCUAGGUUUUCCUGGGAUGAUUUUGGUGAGAGCAAUAUUUUGGUGUUCAGGGUUUUUUUGGGGGGAGGGGAAGAGCCUCUGGUUGCCCUACUUGGCCCUGCUGGUUAUUUUUAAUAUUCAGUUCACUAAAGCCACGACCAUUUAUCCUGAUUUUUACUAAAAUUCUCUCAGUGGACCAUUAUUAAGACCCUUCAGAUCAUUUAAUCUUGAAUCCUGCCUGAAAAGAAGAAUCCUUAAGGAUUUCCUGAUUAAAGCUAAAACAUUCUGGUUUGAUGGAUUGUACAGCAAGAAAUUGGUCUCAGAAAAGUGAGGGAUGUGGGGAAUUUCUUUCCUGCUUUUUCUUCCCUGUUAGUUUAAUGUAUUUUGUCUUGCAAAACAAAUCUAUAAAAACCAUCACCCUCCUGUGACCCAAAUAAACCAGAAUGUCCUCAUGAGCUGCAUUUUCAGGCAUUCCAGCAUUGACACUUUGCCUGUAAAGCAAAGAAUUCCAUCCAAAAAUAAAAAAGUUGCUCUGGUGCUCGUCUCCGUGGUGGAGCUCCUGCUCUGUGGAGAUCCUCUGGUGGCCCUGGAUUUUAUUACCCAGUUCCAUGGAUAUGGAGUUUCCUGUUAGAAAAACACCAGGAGAAAACCAAUCCCUAAAAAAAAAAAAAAAAAACCCAAACCCCAAACCACUGCAGGAUCUCAAACUCCUGUUAGCAAUCCCUUCUCCUGCUGAAUUCCCAGUUAUCCCAGAGCUGCAGAUUUGGAGCUGGAGCUGCAGUGGGGCAGGAGCUGUUUCCCAUUAUCAGGGAUAAGAAUGUUCCUCUCAUUCCUGCUGAUCCCAAAGCUCUGCCGGGAGCUGGGCUGGUCCAGAGGAGCCCUGGGCAGUCAGAGCUCAUUUCCUGGGAUGGAGAUGGGAAUAAGGGAAUCGUUGAGCUGGGAAAAGGGAGCUCCUGCUCCCUGGGCUGCUGCAGGCACACAGAGCUGCCUCACGCUCCUCAAGGAGCCCAAAAAAUGGGAAUUUCGGCAGGAGGAGCCGUGCAGAGCCCACAGUCCAAGGCAGGGCUCAGCUCUCCUCUUUCUCAAGGUGAUUUUUAAUCAAAUCUUGUUCCUUAUCAUGAUAAAUCAGAUGGAAAUGGAUAAAAACCUGAUUUUCCCCAUUUGUGUCUCAUACAAAGUUUAAUUCAGCAGCAAAUGUCUCCUUUGUUUAACUUCUUUUGCCUUUUUAAAAUUCCACUUAUUUUAAGUUUUCUCCUCUUUGUUUCCCAUUCAAUUUUUCCUUUUCUUGCAAAGGAAAAAAUGUCUUUUAGUGAUAAAUAAUUAAAUUUCAUAUUUUGGGCAGAAAAUAUAUUUUUAUAUAUUUUACUUAUUUUAUUCAUAUGUGGAUUUUUUAAUUAACCAACAGGCAGGGAAAAGUUCUGUAGAUCUGGUCCCUCUGCUUAAUCUGUGUUUUGGGUGUUUAAUUAAACUGCCCAGUUCCAGCUCUCCAUCAGGUUUAUGAUGAGAUUUUAUUUUAUAUAGCUAUUGUACUUUAUUUAAUGUAUACAAUUUUCCAGUAAAUUGAUUAUUCCAGAUUUUUCCUGUGAGUUCAAGUGGUGCUGAAACCCAACAAAAACCUGGCUGGAAAACUGAGUUUAGGCUGAGCUUGUGCUCAUUGUCCCUCAGUGUUCCAUGACCUGGACUUUGAUGGGAUUUCAGAAAAUUACCAUGAAAAUGAGAAAUGUCCCUGCUUCCCUGCUUUUCUUGGGGAACUUUGGGAUUUCUGUUUUCCAGAUGCACUGGGCUUGGCUGCCUCUGAAGCACCGAGAUCCAAGGGAUUUGCUGUUUGGUUGUUGCCACAGGGACACAGCUCUGCUGCCCAGGGAUUGGAAUUAUUCCAGCUGGGAGUGAUGGACUCUCCAUUCCAUUUGCCAGUGCCUUGCUGGGAAAAGCAGGAAAAAACAAACUGGGAAGUGUCCAGCACUGCUUGAGUGGCUGAAAGCCCAGGGAGGGGGUUCCUGGGAAAUUGCUCCUUGUGUGGCAUGAAGCAGCUCCCCAAAUUUCCUCGCUCACCCCAGGAGCAGCAGCGCUGGAGCAAUUUGUGCUGUUCCAGCUGGAAAAACAGGAUUCCCUUCAGGAAGCCCCUUCAGGAGUGAGAGAUCUGCAGAGCUCUCAGCCCCCAGGGCCUCAAGGCAGGAUUAUUGAUUCCACACUGUGGGAAUUCCCCUCCUGAACACCUGCACCAGGUGUCCAGGGGCAGAUGAGGGGCUGGGACUGGAGCAGGAGCCUGGAUUAACACUGAGGCCUAGACAGCUCUGAUCCCCACUGGAACGUGGAUCCAGCUGAGGAAGCACGGAGCCACCGCUCAGGGCCAGCCGGCAGCUCCUAAUUCCCGACUUCGGCCUUUUCCAGCCCCUUUCCAGGAGGAUGCAGCCUUCCCCUCCGGCCGCCUUACGAUGAGCCAAGAAAUUCAUUUUUCAUGGGAGGUGAAAGCGAGACCCGGCAGUAGCUGAGCACGGAGGGUGCCAAGGUCUGAAGGAUGCGGCAGAGCCCCGCCGGCCCUCGGGACCCGCCCGCAGCCCGGCCGCGGGGAGCUGCCGCCCCUGUGCCCGCGCCGGUGCCCGUCGGCGGAGGACCAUGCCCGUGACGGGGCCGCGGCAGCUCGCAGCGGGACGGGACAGCGGGGCUCUGUAGCCUUGUCCCCUCCUCGGUAUCAUGACUGGAGAGACCCAGCAUGUUUACACCAUCGGCGAUACUGAGGCCGGCCCCAAAGAGCCCGACAAGGACUUCGGCUGUGAAGGCUGCGGGGACAAGGAUGGGAGGGCGCUGGGCGGGGAGGGGACAUCCCCCUUCGCCAAGGACAAGGAGCCCCACAGCCAGCGGGAAGCCGUGAUCCGGCCGCAGCAAGCGGGGAAGAUCGACUUCAAAUCCCUGCAGUGCAAGCCCAAGUUCGGCAAUGACAGCGCCUGGGGAGAGGUCAAGGGCAGCCCGCUGUCCCCGCCGGGCAAGGGGCGAGCCCGGGAGCGCAGCCGGCGCUCGGGGAAGGGCGAGCGGGGCCACCAGCAGCUCUACCGGCUCAGCAUCGCCGGCACCCGGCCCAGCCCCACCAUCGGCAUCGCCUACCCGCAGCAGAAGGUGACGCCCCCGAAGAAGCCGGAGGUGACCCCCGCGGCCGGCAGCUACCGCUUCCACGUGCCCGGCAUCCCGCAGCGCGACGCCGAGCCCCGGCCGGAGGAAAUCGCCUUCGGCCGCCGCUUCCCCGACGCCGCCGGCGGCCGGACCUCCACCAGUUAUACCUCACAGGCCGGGCCCUCCCUCGGCCCCAAGGGGCAGCCCCCCGCCGCCGGCAUCCCCCUCAAGAGCCCCGGCACCCAUGGGCAGCUACAUUAUUUAGAGUUCCAGGCAAACCGGGCCGAGUCCUGGCCUUCCCCGGAGAAGAGCUUUGCCGGUGCUACCUACGGGAUCUCGGUGCAGAAGCCCAGCUCUUUCUCCGAGGGUGGCAAAGCCGCUGUGCACGGCCUGGGGGCUUUGCCGUGCCCGUUCCCCUUCCAGCUGCUGCACGAGGCGGGGAAGGAGCCGUUCCGCGGCAGCCAGGAGUACCUGGACGUGGGGAUCGCCGCCACCGCCCAGCUGGCUCCCGCUGCCUUCGCCUUCCACUCGUCCCCCAGAGAGUGGCCGGAGGAGCCGCUGGCCGGGGGAUCCUACGAGAGCGUGUCCCCCGAGGGGAGGCUGUACGGGCUGCCCGUGCCCCCUGCGCCGCCACCGCCGCCCUUCCUGCACCCAACGCCGCCGCCGGCCCUGCACCACGGCCCCUUGCCCUGCUGCAAGGGCAGGGCCGAGCAUCCCGCCGACCCCACUGGUGCUCUCCCGUCGUCUGGUGCUAUCGACCAAAACCCAAGCACUUUCCAAGAAAACCAAGCUGUUUUUCCGUCUAGUUUACACUCGCCUACCAUGCCAAAGCCGGUGGGGAAGAGGCAAGCUUCAGGCAAGGACGGCGUCCCCGGCCCGCGGCUGCUGGUGCAGAGCAGCCCCCUGAGGAGGGCCGUGCCACCCAACUCCCUGUCCCAAGUGCACUUUCAGAGCAAGGCCUAUUGCGGUUCCCCCGCGGGCAGCGGCGGCGCGGGAGCCGUGCCCUUCGAGACGAGCGUUCCCACUACGGCACCCACCCACCCCCGGCUUGUGCAAGCUUGGGAAGGUGCCACGAAGGCGUUUUCUCCCAUGGACCAGAAUUCAGCACCUUAUUCAAACCCUGUUGGAAACCAGUUCUCAUUCGAGUGCCAGUCUGGCCCCGAGCAGAGGCAGCACAGGCAGAAGAAUGCCAGGCUGCCUUGGCAGCAGAUGCACCUCCCUUCUGCAAUGCCCGCUGCCAACAGGCUGGAGCUGUCGAGACACAUCAGCAGCCAGAAGCUCCCCUUCCCCCUGGGCACGUCAGACUGGCAGGGCAGUGGGAAAGCCCAGAAAGGGCCCCCCAUAAGCAGUUCUCCAGGGUACCACAGCAAAAAGCUGUUACCAGGAGAGAGCCUGCAGAGGGGAGAUCCCAGCGUGACGGGAGCUUUCUCCUUUGAGAGUGGGAAGGAACCAGGGUCUCCUGCCUGUGACUCGAGAAGCAAAGCCCUGUUCUACACUAUGGCUCAAGCAGCUCCUCCUCCUCCUCCUCCUGCCUCAAGGAGUUCAUCGGGCUCAGGGCUGGUCCUGCCACCAUCCACCUUGGCAGCUGCCUCCCCUUGCGAGUCCCCACUGCCGUCCCCUGUCCCCAACCCCACGUGUGGCAGCACCUGCUCGUCGCUGUCCCCCAUGUCCGGCAGCCCACUCAACUUCGAGGACAGCCAGAUGCCCGCAGCGCUGACCCCCUCGCCCUUCUUCCAGCACCCCUGCCAUGCCAAGGAUGCCAACAAAGCCUUCCACCCCUCCGAGGUUCUGAGUCCCAGCUCGCUUCAUUACCACGCCCCGGACUCUGUCAAGUCCUUCAGCUUCCCUCCGGAUGCUCUGAAAGACGACAGCCUCCUGAAAUGUGCCCCGGGCAGCCCGUUCCACAAAGCCAGCGGGGAGGCGGCCAAAGGAUGCUCGGACGGGCUGGACGGGGAGCAGCCUCCGCCGCCGUACUCCUCCCAUCACCUGCUGGCCACCUCGCUGAGCAGCGCCAGCCUGGACCAGCUGGACGUGCUGCUGACCUGCAGACAGUGCGACCAGAACUACAGCAACCUGUCCUCCUUCCUGCAGCACCGCCAGUUCUGCACCUCCCACCCCGCUGCCCAGGCAGAGCCCAAGGAUGCUGCCCGGGCAGCCGAGGGGCGCAAGGUGCUCCCUCCGGAGCCCCCCAAACCCCCCGGGCUGGCGCUCUCUCCAGACCCCCAGGGACAUCUCAUGGCGCUAAACAAGAGCGAUGACUUCUUGCUGGAUGGGGAAGGCAAAAGCGAGGGCAAGGAGGAUGCUCUGAAGGGCGGCCUCUUCCACGGCCUGGCCACCAGCUCGCUCCCGCUCAGCGCCUCCGACCUGGACAUCGACGAUGCCAAGCUGGACAGCCUGAUCACCGAGGCCCUCAACGGCCUGGGGUACCAGUCGGAUAACCCGGAGAUCGACAGCAGCUUCAUCGACGUCUUCGCUGAUGAGGAGCUGCCGGGCGUGAAGGCGGCUGGAGGGGGCAUGGCCCACAAGGCCAAGGAAGGCCUGGCCUCGGAGAGCAAAUCCAAGCAGGCAGCGGAGGAGAAGGCAGCAGGAGAGGCCAAGGCUGGCUGUUUCUGUGAAGAUGGGGAGCGGGUGAAGAGAGGAGCAGGAAAGCGGCACCUUCACAAAGGGAGGGUGGCACGGAGGGUGGCACCGCAGGAGACGGAUCCCGCGGCACAGGGAGCAGAGAGGACAGCCAGGCUGAGGGCAGGCAGGAAGAACAGCGUCCCACCAGCCAGCACCUCCAGCCAAAAGCAUCCCAGGAAACUCAGCCAAGACCCUCCCAUGAAGAGUGAGGUGGGCAUCGCCACCAAGAGCUCCAAGCCGCCGCGGUUCUCCAUGAAGGACGGGAAGAAGCGGAAGCCCCGAAGCGGGACGUGGAGCAAGGAGCUCAUCCACAAGAUCGUGCAGCAGAAGAACAAGCUCCACAAGCUGCAGGUGAAGAGCAGCAGGCAGGCCCAGUUGCCCCAGGCCAGCGAGAGGCCGCCGGCAGCCAGCAAGGAGGGCGGGCUGAGGGAAUACGACUACGUGUCCGACUCGGAUGAGGAGGGGGCAGAGUGCAGCAAGCCCCGGGGCAGGAAGAAGCGUGGCACGGGAUUCAUGGGGAGGAGCAAGUACAGCUUCAGCAAGAAACGCCUGGGCAGAAGUGAGAGAGCCAGAGAGAAAGACCCAGCCUGGAGCUACAGCCGGAACAGGGACAGUCAGAAAAAGGAGGCACAGGCGGACGGGGAUGUCCCGAGUCAGGAGGAUGCUGAGAAAGAGGAUUGUGCUGCCAGAGCCCGAAGGAGAAGCAGCCACUCAUCUGCUGGCAGCAACCACAGCGUGCCCAGAGAGAUGGGCACGAGCCCACCCUGCGCUGGUGGGGCUGGUAACAAGGGUGGCACCCAGAGGAGGAGGCGCUCGGGCAGCCCAGCCCAUGUGCCAAGGACUCCCCUCAGCCCUCCCCAGCACAGCAGCCCCAAGAUGAGCCAAGAGAGCAAAGAGGACAUUCCCACGGGGAGCAGGAGGUUUGGCUCAGCCAAACCUUUGCUGGCAGGCUCCAGGACACGGCCAAGUACUGAACCAGAUGUUGCUGCCAUGGACUGUGCAAAGGAGGAGCCAUCACCGCUGCCCCAGGAAGGGCAAAUGCCCAGCACGGCCACCCCAGGCAGGAGCCCUGCCAGCUUCUCCUCUAAGGAGGGGGUGGAAGAGCCCAGAGGAGCAGCAAAACUCCCGGGUGAGGCAGGAGAGCCCACCCUGCAGGCUCAGGGCUCUCCUGAGCUCACCGUGGAGCACCAGAGGCACCAGUUUGCCCCUUUCCCAAGUGAAGGGCUGAAAUACCACACAGAGGAGGUGAUUGCUCCACCCCACAGCGGUAACAAAUCGAGUCCUGGCCGCGGCAGUGCCACCUGCUUGGAAGCAGGAAUCAAAUUCACGAAGGGACAGGGGCUCUGUGACACUCGGAAGGAUUAUCCCAAUCCCACAGCAGCUCCCACCUACGGGGGGGAUGCAGUGGGAAUGAUGCUCGCUGCCAAGGCGCCCGAUGCUUAUGCCAGCAGUGACAACACAUUUUUUGAUCCCAAAGGCCUUCCCGGUCACUACGAGGACAACCUCUUCCCAAAGCCCCCAGCCCUGGGCCCCUCCCAUGUGGAUGACGUGUACCUGUGCCGGGAUGACAUCAGCGCCAGCUCCUUCGAGCAGAAACACUCCAGCAUCUCCCCUUUUGCCACGGAGAUGCCGCAGGGCAAGGUGUCCUCCCCUCUCAGCUUUGACUCCUCGUCGAUAUUCGGCGAGCUGCCCGUCUCCGAGUUCGACCCCUACGAGAGCAAGGAUGGAUUUGUGACACCGUUCCCCUGUGCCGGGAGCGUCCCCCGCAAGCCGCUGCCCUUCGAGCAGCCGUACCCGCCCUUCCUGCCCGAGAAAGACUGGUCCCUCAUGGAGGAGGUGGCUCCCAUGCUGCCGGAAGACAUGACUCCGUUCCACAGCCUCUCCGUGGAGAAGCCACCGGCCAAGAAGUUCCCCGAGGAAGGAGCCGUCCCCAGCAGCCAGCUCUCCCUGCCGCUGCCAGACAGGAUCGCGGAUUACAGCGUGACUUUCAUGGGCAACAUUUCAGAUGACGAGCUGGAGAUCAAGCGCUUGGUCACGGAGCUGGAAAGCCAACUGCAAACCAGCAAGCUGGACUCCGAGGUGCCCGUCACCCUCCAGAAAUCCGAGCCAAACGCGGCUGUCCACCUGCGGGCGCAGGGGGCCGAGCGGUUCCCAGCGCUGCCGGGAGAGCCAGAGGCAGGCCAGGAGAAAGGGCUGUUUCUGGCAGGUGAGCUGGGCAGAUCGAGCCUCUGCGCUGGGGAGAGGCUGGCAGGGGAGAAGCCAGACAUGGUGACUGCCCAUGAGGACUACGAGAGAGCCAGGGAGCCCUGGCCGUGCCCGCUGGAGCUGGGCUCACUGGAAACUGGGAUGGGCAUCCCAGCCCCGCUGGCCACAAACCAUUUCUGCUCCAAAGACAGCAGUGAGCAGCUCCAGGGAGCUGUGGCCACUGAGGAAAGAGACCUCAGGAAGGUGGAAAAUGGGUCUUCUUCCAAAAGUCUGCCUGGCUCCAGCACAACUGACCGAACAGAGGCUCCCAUCUACACCAGCCCCGUGACAAAAAGCCCUCCUGUUGUCACCGACUCCGUGUUCCCCGAGACCAUGGGUGCAGCAGAAGUAACCAAAGACCCCCUGCCAUCCCUGCCAUGCCAGUGCACUGCCGAGGGCUUCCCUGUGCCAGGGAAAGUGGACGCUGAUCCUGCGGAGCUGGAGAAGUUUGAUGCCCAUCUUCCAAAACCUAAACCCCAAUUUGGCUUUCAGCGAGGUCCUGCCCCAGCCUUGGAUCUCACCUUUUCACCUCAUGUCAAAGAGGUCCCAGAUACAGAAGAAAAACCCUUAAGCAGGACUGAGCCCCCCAAAACAGUGAAAAAUGCUGUUGAUCUCAAAGGGGGUGUUGGUGGGCCUGGGCUGGUGGAGGACAUGGAGGAGAGGAGGAGUCCCAACGCCUACGAAAGCCCUGCACCCAGUGACAAAGCCAGCAAGCCCAAAGUGCUGCUGUUUGAGGUGCUGAGUGUGCCCAAGGAGAGCGACCGCCCUUCCCAGGAGAUGAUGGGGGCAUCCCAGGAGGCCUCUGCCAACCCUCUACAGCAGCUCCAGCUCUUCGUCGCCCGGACGGUGAAGAACAACGAGGAGGAGCUGUUGAUGCCGUGCUUCCCCGGGCUGCUGGCUCCCAGCCACCCCUCUGCCACCACCCACGUCCAGACGGAGCACCAGGAGCAGAGCGGGGCUGCCGUGGAAGGUGAAGAUCACACCCAAGGGGAAGGGGAUCUCCCCACUGGAAGCAGCGCUGGAAAUAUCGCUGCUCCGGGGAAAGAGGUGCUUUCUCCCAGUGGAUGUGAGCAGCUGGAGUUGUUGGAUGCAGAGGGCUCUUACCAUGCAAAACAAUCCACGCCGGCAAAGCCGGAGCUGCAAAAUAAUGUAACGGAGCUGCAGCACUUAGCAAAUGAGCCCCCGGAGCCGAGGGACAUUAAUAUCCCUGCAGAUGGUGUUUCCCAGGAGCGCAAUGACCUCUCACCACCCAACAGCACCGCCGUGACCUCGCUGCCAGGGCAGGGAAGGAAAGCUGAUCAGCUCAGGGAAGAGCAGGAGGGAGAUAACAACACAACGACCUUGGCAUUUAGGAAACAUGAGCAAUCCCACCCCAGCCGUGGUUUGCUCGAGGAAGAAACGCCGGGCAGAGAAGAGGGAGAGAGGCUGGAAAGGAGUUGGGUGGGGAAGGGGGCACGGCACCAGGGCAGCGCUCCCACGAGUCCUGUCAGCCCCCUUGGUCCCGCUGAGGGGGAUCUCCACCAGGAUCACAGCUUGGGAACGGAGAUAAAAGCCAGCACAGUCGGUGCAGGUGUUCCCAGAGAAGGGAAUGGCAAGCUGUCCCUCAAUGGCCGUGAUUACACAGGUGAAUCUCCAGCCAGCCUGCUCUCACCAGCCAAAUAUUCCGACCUCAAGUGCUUGCAGAGCAGUGGGGCCGAGGGGGAAGAGGUCCCCAGUUUAGGCACUCAGCUCUCGAAUGAGAAGAAAUUCAGCUCCUCCCUACCUGCAGCACCAAGUCCAUUCAUCACAAAGAGUUGCCCUCCCGAGGCCAGCAGCAAUCGCAUCCAUCACACCGUGAGCCCAGCAGAGCAAGGGACAUGGGAAGAGGCACCCACCUUCCCUCCCCCGCUGCAUCGCUGCGGGGCUGUGCCGAUGGAAGCAGCUGAGGAACACCCUCAUCAUCUCCCUGGUGGUGUUUUGGGUAGCCAUGAAUCACCUGCAAGAGAGGGGACAGUGAGACCCUGCACUCUGCCGCAUGGUGAUGGUCUGGUGGGCUCUGCCUUGGAGAUGGGGGGUCCCCAGGAACCUCCUGGGAAAGACUGUUCUCUUCCCUGCUCACCACCUUUCCACCAAAAGGGUGUUGGGCAGGAGGUCCCCGAAAACCCCAGUGCUGUCCUGCCAAAUUUUAAAGAAAACCAAGGGCGUGCCAUCACAGACACAGUCGUUAACUCCACCCCUCCAGAAACCCAGGAUUAUCCAACCCAGCCCACAGAGGAUCUUCUGCCCGUGGAUGAAAGGGAGGUCAACCUGAACCAAGAGAACAAGCUUGAAAACUGCUCCCAUGUCAGGAAUAAGCAUCAAAGUGAACCAGAGGCUUUAUGCAAUGGUUUUGCUGUUCAGGACAUGUCCGCUGCCAUCAGCAGAGGCCUUACAAGGGUUGGAGAUCUUGGUCCUGCUGAAUUAAAUGGCCACGAGUUUCCAGGGGCAGCAGAGGUGGGACUUGUUCUUUCCAAAACCACAGAGAGUGAAGCAAAGAGUUUAAAAGGAGAGAAUUCCAAAAGCUAUGGGGCUGCAGAAGCUGGGGGUUGUGAGUUAAACAGCGUGGGCCAAGGAGAGGACUACACACCCAGCAGUACUCCAGACCCAUCCCAAAAUGAACUCCACAAAGGAAGAAAGCCCAAUGGACUCCCGGUGACCUGUGACAUCUGUUCAGCCACUUUCCGGUCCAAGCCCGGCCUGACCAGGCACAAAGCUGUCAAGCACCAGGUCAAGAAUGGUGGUUUGCCACAGCCCAGCAAGACUCCCAGGUCCCCUCUGAUUCCUGCACUCAAGACAUCAAAAGCAGCCCAAAAGGUGCCCAGGAGGAGCCUGAAGGCGUCAGUCAAAGACAAAACCCGCAGCUCGCAGGCGCUGCCCUCCACCGUUGAAUGCAUUCCCAAGAAAAUACUCCCAGCCCUGGAGAAAGAGCGCAGCACACAGAUGCAGGAGGUGGUGAGCAGAGUGCUCAGCGACCUCAGCGUGAUCUCCUUGGAGAUGUCCCAGGAGCUGCACCGCACUCACGUCCUGCAGAAGGAGGUGAAGGCAAAGGGAGCGCGCCCGGAGGCGAGGGGCUCGGGAGAGGCAGCGUCUGGGAAGCUGGAUUCAGGAUGGCAGGUCAGGAAAGGAGAAAAGGGCAGAAGGACACAAAGCAAAGAUCUUGGUGAGGAGAACAGCAGUUCUGAGAAGCAGCUCAACAGGAAAGUCAGGCGAAGGAAAGCGAAGGUGUUUCCCAGCAGGAAUGAGCCCGAUGGUCCCUGUGAGCUGGAGAAGAGCACAGGUCCUGCUGCCCUCAGCUCCAGCCUGCCCGGGAUCGUGGAGGGCUUGCACGAGCCAGAGGGUUGCAUCUCCACAGAGGAGCAAAACAGGACCAGCACAGCCCAGCACUCCCAAAAAGCCAAAGAGUCCUCUUGUGCAGCUGAGCUUGAGGAAGACCUGGGCAGCAGGAUGGGGUCUCUAGAGGAGAUGGUCAGCAAGGAGACAGCCACGGCCACGGUCACCUGUCCUGGGGAAGUGGAAGAUCCAGAUGCAGUGGAAGACACGCAGGCUUGCAAAAAAUGGAUCAGCGGGUUUGUGGAGCAAGUGGCGAAGGGAUGGGGCACAGAGCAGCAUCGUGGUGCUGAUGGCACAGAGGACAUGGAUGCUGGGACAGGGGACAGUCCUGUGGCAGGCAGUGACGCCAGGAACUGGAGUGGUGCCCUGCAGGGUCCCGCAGCUCCGGCCGAAGGGGCUUUGCUGCUGGAGAACCAUGAUUUGGGAACCACCCAGAACGUUUCUGGCCGUGGUGCUCUGCAGACCACGCCGGGGACCAGCCCUCCUCCUGCAGAGCCAAAGCGGUGGGUGAAGGCAGAUGUGCCGCCAGGCAGGGAGCACUGCGGGGACAGCACGGCCACCUCAGACCUCCAGGGCUUUUUCGACGAUGAUUCCACCUUCUCCCAGCUGUUCCCCAGGGAUGACCAGUGUGUCAGGAGGAAGUGCACGCGGGUGUAUGGGAAGCGCAGCAAGAAGCCCAAACCUGUCCCCGAGGUCAGCCUGCAGCCAGCGGGGGCCAUCGACCUCUUCACCAUCCGCCUGGCUUCUGACCUCAGCGACACCAGCUCCUUCUGCGUCACCAGGGAGGACCCUUGCGAGUACGAGACCAUCUCCGUUGACGAUGCCCUGAUGCUGAACAUGUGUCACGGCAGCAAGGCAAAGAGCGGAGAUGCUGAUCCCGAUGGAUCUAAAAGCAUUGAGCUGAGGUUGGACCAGGAGGUGACCGACCAAGGGAAGGAGGACAUUGACCUGGAGGACAACAUGCUGACCUUCUUGUGCCAAAACAGCCACGUGGACAACGUCCCCAGCUUGAACAUCUGGGGCAGUCUGGAGAAGGAGGGGGAAAGCCUCUCUGCUGAGGAUAUGUUUGAGCCUCUGAUGGACCUUGAGGAUGAGCACUCGCUCCAGGAAGUGAACUCCGAGCCCCCCGACCUGGCAGAGGAGUCCUACAAUGCCAAAGAUAACGGGGAUUCGGACUCCCCUGAAUUUCACACCAUUGACAUUGAGAUGCUUAAUGCAAAGCUGAAAAUGAGAGACAUGUGCUUCUUCAGCCCUUGCGAGGAUCUUCCUGGCCAGGGCGAGGACAGCGCUGCGAGUUUGAAGCCAAAGUCGGGCAAGCACAGGAGCAAGCUGGAAGAUGGGAAAUCAGGGAAAAACCGCGGGGACAUAACCAUCAAAACCAAAGACAAGCAGUACAAAUGCAAAGUCUGCUUCCAGUGGUUCCUGACGCUGGGGGAGCUGGACUUCCACAAGCUCUCCCACAACCCUUCCCCUCCUCCCACCUGCUACAUGUGCGUCCAGCGCAAAUUCAGCUCCCGGGAGCAGCUCCGGGACCACCUGAAGGAGAAGCACGCCAGGAACAAAGCUGGGCUGUGGGCGUGCGGGAUGUGCCUGAAGGAGAUCUCCGACGUCUGGAUGUACAACGAGCACCUGCGGGAGCACGCCACGCAGUUCGCGCGCAAGGGGCAGGCGCAGAAGUCGGUGAUGGGCCUGCCGGGCUGCUUCGGCGAGGACAACGCCGCCGUCACCCACUUCCUCAACACCAUCAUGUGUCGGAAACCCAGCAGGUCCUCCCGGCACGGCGACCCCGGCGGCCGGCACGGGGUCGGCAGAGAGAGCAAGAGCCCCAAGGAGCUGCCCCUUGAGCAGGAGAAGGUGAUGAAAGACCCCUUGGAAAGCAGUGUCAAAGUGAAGCCACCCGCACCCAGCUCGUUCAAAGCAUCCUCCAGCCCGUCUCCAGAGCACACGGCGAAAAGUGACAACACCCCAAAAUCUGUGCCCAUGCACCCAGACUGCAAGGAUCCUUCCCGGGACUGCCAUCAUUGUGGCAAACAGUUCCCCAAACCCUUCAAGCUCCAGCGGCACUUGGUCGUGCACAGCUUGCAGAAGAUUUACUUGUGCCACAAGUGCCCCAUGUUCUACCAGGAGACCAAGGAGCUCCGGAGCCACCUGAGCCAGGAGCAUGGCGUGGUGGAGGAGCAGGAGAUCAAGCACACCACCCUGUACGCCUGCGAGCUCUGCGCCGACGUCAUGCACGUCAUCAAGAAGUCCUUCAUCUGCAGCAUGUGCAACUACACCUUCUCCAAGAAGGAGCAGUACGACCGGCACAUGGAGAAGCACCUGGCGGGCAGCAACAAGACUUUCAAAUUCCGCGGGGUCAUGAGGCCUGGUGCUGCCUGCAGGGAGGGCAGGGAGAAGGUGAAGGAGGACGGAUCUCUCCGGGAGGGAAUGCCACCGAGCAAGAAGCAGAAGGUGGCUCACCAUGGCAGCUCAAUCCCACACAGGUCACCAGUCCACCUAGACCCCGCAAGUGACCUGCAGCUGGUAGAGGCUGGAAGCCCCAGCCUGCCGGUUCCCACUGACUCCUUCCCAACAGCACCUGGUGACCUGGGAGCACCCCAGCCCUCCGUGAAAGCAGAAGUCCUGGUGGGUGACUUCUCGGAGCUCCUGGCAGAGAUGGAGAAGUCCCCAUUUGACCCCUUGCCACCACCGCCCUGCCUGUCCCCAUCUCUGCCACCAGCUGCUGUGGGCAGCCCCGAGCUCGGCCACAUCACUGGCCUGUCCAUCGAGGAGCUAGAGAAAGGAGCCUUUGAUGGGAAACCACUUCCUUUCUUGGACUCGCCUGAGUUUCCCAUGGACCUUGCUGGCUUGGCUUGUCACCAGGCCACCAACCAAAAACUGUCCCCUCCCCUCCUGACCCAGAAACAUGGCUGUGCCGAUGCCCAUAAAACAACAAGCACAGGCAGCAAAGAUGAAUACAGGGCCUGUAUCCUGGAAAAUCCCAGUGCAGACACCAACGCCGUGGAAGGGAUCCCUUUCCUCCAGCUUGCCAAGAAGGUCUCAGAGCUUCCCUCCCCUAAGGCAGAGUCUCCACGAGCCACGGACACCCACAAAUGGGGCAGCCCCAGUGCCAGUGAUGCCUCUGCCUGGGAAGGUGCAGCUAAGCUGGUGUCUCCGGAAGGUGCCCACCAGCCCCUGCCCCCAAAGGACAGGACAGCAUCGCCCACACUCAACAGAGCUUCCAAAGAUGCGGUGCCACCAAAGAAGACCUUGGGUAGCGAGGCUGCUCCCGGUGCGGGCAGCCCCGAGGAGGGUCAGCAGCCCAUCUCAGGGAAGGAGAAAUCCGUGCCUGAGGCUAAGGACGGUAGCACUAUCAGCAAGGACCAAAGCGACAACCCAGGCAAAUCCAGCGGCCACCAGCCCAGAGAUGAGGUGGCCAGCAACACCACGAGACACGGCCACGCAGAGCCAGGCAGAGCCACCGGCAAGCUUCACCCCAAGAGGAGGAAAGAGCACAAGUCCUUGAGCCACCGGAGCAGCUCCGGCUCCCGGGAGAACAUGGAAGGAGACGGGAAGAAGAAGAAAGCCCGGCCACCGUGCCCAGCCAGGAGCGAGAGCACCGCUGAGCUCAAACGUGGCAGCUGGAGCAACGCCGAGGCUCCCGCCCUGUCCCCCGGGAGCAGGGACACGCACUGCAGCAAGCUGGCAGCCAAGCCCAGAACGGGCCCCCAGCUGAAGAAGAUGGUCCUGGACCCUUACAACCCGAAGAAAGGCGAGCUCCGCCACGCCAACGGGGACGUGAAGCGCAGGAAAGCCAUCCUGGGCAAGAGCCUCCACCAAGUGUUGGCCAAGGGGCCAGCGCCAUCCCCGCGUGGCUCCUGGCACGGCCCCCGCGCCGCCCGCGGGGCCAAGGCGGCCGGCCCGGCCAGCUACCGCAGCGCCGAGUCCCAGAACAACCUGCUCAGCCAACUCUUUGGGCAAAAAUUAACCAGCUUUAAAAUUCCUUUAAGAAGAGAUACUUCAGAAUAAUUUAUGGAAGUGACUUAUGGUGAUCCUCAGCUGCUUUCAUGGGGUUUGCAAGGGAAAAAUUAUCAAAGCAUUAAAUUCGUUUGUGUAGCAUGAUUUCUCUGUCUAGCUUAAAUGAACUUGCACUGCAGCCUCUGUGAAAUAGUUUGCUUUGUGUCUACUAAUCUACUUUAAUUCACCUGAUUUAUCAUGCAAAUGCUAGAACUUUGAUGUUGCUGAUGAUUUUCAUGAACUGAAAUUGUAAUCGCUUUGGGCAGACUGAAUCGUCGAGAGCAAUUGCUUUAUUGCAGAAGUGCUGAGGUUAUAAGGAUACUUGCAAAUCUCAGACCCUUUUGAGUCUGUGUCUGUGUUAUCUUUGUACAAAGUACUUGAAGAGAUGAACUUCAUUCCGUAGACGUCUUAUUCAUAAGGUGCAGUACACUGUAGAAAGCAAAUUUUUUUUUUUUUUUUUUUUGUGGAAGAUUUUGCACAAAUAAUCCCGUACAAUUCAUUUAAUUGGGAGCUGGCCUGAGCGAUGAUACAAUUUAAAAAAUUAAAUUAAGACCCAAGUGCCCUAUAUUUUGACAGCCAUCCCUAAGAAUUUUGUUUCUACAUCGUCAAGAGAAGAACGACCCAGCUCUGGGGUUCUGGGGCUGUCGGAGCCCUCCAGAGGAUGCUGCCACUCUUUGACCACUGUAGACGAUGGGACUGGAGGAGAAGCGACCCCGCGAGCAAACUGCACCUUGACACUUGUGACAAACUCUGAUUUUUUUAGGGUUUUUUGGGGUUUUUUUUGUGUGUGUGCGUGUGAGCGCGUGUGUGUUUUUUCUUUUUGUUUGUGGGGUUUUGGGGUUUUUUUUGUGCAACGAGAAAACUGUGCCAAUUUACCGCAGCAAAAACCGGUACUGUCCGAGUGCCCUCAACGGUAUCACUUCUAAACUCUCUUACUGUAUUGACGUAGUGGCUCUAUAGGUAUCCGCUUGUACUAUGCAGUUACUGGUGCUAUUCUUCAUUUGUAAUGUGAAUACAGACUUCCUUGAUUGAAAAAAAAGUGGGGAAUUGGUAGGGAGAAGCGAUUAUCUGUCAAAAAAAUGGAGCAGGAAAAGAGAAAUUAAAAAAAAAUUUUAAAAAGCCAAUUCAAGGGGAAAAACGUUCAGCUUUAGGGAGGAAAAUUAGCUUUAGGGGAGAAAUCUGACUUGGGGGGGAAAAAUGCAACUUAGGGAAAAAUGCAACUUUAGGGAAGAAAACACAAGUUUAGGGAAAAAGCUCCUCUAUGCUGGUACUCCAUAGUGUCAAAAAUGUUACGUCGCAUUAAAUGAGCACGUUCUACAACAGAACUUUUGGAUCCAGAAAGAAAUCUCAGGUGCAAAUGAGGACAUGGAAAGAUUUUAUUGAAAUACUCCCAAGUCAAGGAGGUGAAGUAAUGCACUGAUGUGAUAUGAACAGUCAGAGUACUUUGCGUCUGUCCUGCAAUGAUUUUUUUUGUUUUGUUUUAGAGUUAAAAGGAAAAAAAAAAGAGGCUUUAUUCUGUUAAUAUGUAUCUUUACAAUUCUUUGUAUUGUAUAAAAAACUAUUGUAGGUAAUUUACCUUGGGUGCAAUGUGUUCUGUUUAAAGUUUUUAUUUUGAUAUUUUGUCCAGAGAAGCAGAGAGAGAGCAGGAAACGCCGUUUUAUGAUGUUGUCCGUGUGCUUUUAAAGUGCCUCUUUAAUAUUGUUAAAUAAAGUAUGAGAUAAAAAAUAUGGGGUGGUACUGUAAGGUCAUCCAUGAUUAAUCCUUUCAAAUAUAUUCCAAUAUUUUCACAGAAAAUUCCCUGUCUGCGUGAUGUUUGGGGGAUGUUUGAGGCGUCCUCUGUAAAGGGGCUGAGCAGGACCUUGGUGCCACUGCUGUCACCUCAACGGUUUGCAAAGUGUUGGAGCUUCUCAACAGGGAAGAUGCUCCUGCAGCUCCUCUUCCUCACAGAUCUUGUCCGAGUGCUGCUCGUGGCAGGAGAGUUGUCCCUGAGGGGAAAAUCCCAAGGUGAUGGUGAUGGUGGUGGGUGGUGGCCUGGUUCGGUGGUCCUCAGCCAGUGAUGGUGAUGGCACAGUUAGGUCACCAUCGAAUUGGCCAUUGUCACAGCCCAAUUUGGUCAUUACCAACUGGCAGUGGCAACAGCCUGGUCUGUCAUCAUCAGCUGGUGAUGGUGGUGGCCCAGUUUGGUCAUCAUCACUUGGUGAUGGUGAUGGGGUUACCGAGUUUGGUC
Messenger RNA from Motacilla alba alba, 19064 nucleotides. RefSeq names its product zinc finger protein 469 (gene ZNF469). The record is from RefSeq and is a predicted model, not a curated record. The transcript has 9 exons. NCBI's taxonomy places the organism in Eukaryota, Metazoa, Chordata, Aves, Passeriformes, Motacillidae. Bases 4214 to 16849 code for a protein of 4211 amino acids.